AUGGCAGAAUUAACUGAAGAUGAGUUAAAAUCAGCUGCCAUUCAAGUCUUGUCUGCCGCCACAGAAGCUUUGAAAGGUGGUACUAUACAAAAAAAUACGAGUUUUUCGAGAAAUUGUCCGAAAAUUUUUUUCCUCGUUUUCACAUCUUUAAUGAUUUAUUUUUCAUUCAGCAUAAUUUUUUUGUCAGCAUUAAAUUGGUAUAGAGAAAAAAAACUGUAAUUUCCUAAACACUGUUGCUUGGUUGUCAUGGUAACAGGUUUGUUUACGCGUCGUUUUGACCGAGGAUCAUCUAUUGGAAGACUGGUACCCAACAGUGUCGAUUUCACGAGCAUGGAGUAAACAAUCGGCCAUUUUGCUAUCGUGAAGUUGUAGAUCGUCCCAAUUGAACACUAGUUUGACCUACAAAAUGCCGAAAUUUUGGUCUUUAAGACGCAAGAAGAGAAAAUUUUAUGGAAAUCAGUUUACCAUUAGGCAAGGAGUGAAUGAAGAAGAGUUAGUGCCGGUGGAAAGCACUUCAAGUGGAUCGGCAGUGAGUUCUUUGCAAGGUCAAGAGGAAGGGAAGGAAUACUCAGCGUCGUAUCAAAAGCUCGUGACAAAUGCCGAGGACAAGAAGCCUGAACCAAAGGUACACAAUAAAUAUUCAAAGGAAGAUAGUCCCACUAUCACUGGAUUUAGAUUUUUUGAUAUGGAGGUCCUGUCAUCUGUUUUUGAGCAGCUACGGUGUGGCGAUUGUGGCAGUUUCGACUUUGCGCUUAUUGUGUGAACACUUUGGCUGGAAAUUUUCUUUAUGUACUUCAAGAAAGCAAGGAAAGAGCUAUGAAGUAAAUCGACUUCUUGUGUAUGGCAUGAGAACUAUUGGCAAAGGCUAUGCUGGAGCAAGAAAAUUCUGUGCCAUAAUGAACAUGCCUUCACCACCAACUGAGAAAGCUUUCAUUUUCAACUCACAAGUCAUCGGCCGACACGUCAAAAUAAUACAGAAGGGAGUAUGA
Messenger RNA from Porites lobata, 989 nucleotides. The record is from the annotation of a GenBank genome assembly. Lineage: Eukaryota; Metazoa; Cnidaria; Anthozoa; Scleractinia; Poritidae.